UGUACGCAGGAGCGGCCCAGUCGGAGCUGCAUUGUGCCGACCGUCCUUCUCUAACGCCGCUGCAUCGGGAACGCGUUUCUGGGCGAAACACCGCGCGAAUUAGAGCAACGAUGGCGGAGAAGCCUGAAGCAACAGCAAAUGGUAGCCACGGCGCGGAUGAGGCAGAUCUGGCAAAGGCGUUUCAGGAGCUAGCCAAAGGCGAGAGGACAGCGACCGCACUCGAGAAUCAGCUCAGCGCGAUGGAGGCGAAAAUCGAAGCGCUCCUUGAGCAGGCGGAGCAAAAUCAACGAGCGGUCGAGCAGGCGAAAACGCAGCAGGACUCAGAUACGAAAGACCCGCCAGCAUCAUCUUCAGCAUGAAGCACCAGCAGGCAAGGCAUGGGCUGGCAUCAGAAGCAUGAACACUCCAGGCCUAGGGCAUGACACUGAAUACUGGACGAGAGAG
Messenger RNA from Cercospora beticola, 444 nucleotides. RefSeq lists its product as uncharacterized. Lineage: Eukaryota; Fungi; Ascomycota; Dothideomycetes; Mycosphaerellales; Mycosphaerellaceae. The record is from RefSeq and is a predicted model, not a curated record.